ACACACACACACAAAAAAAAAAAGAAAAAAGGGAAUUCGAAUUGAAGCUUCACCUUUCCCUCUCACGGUUCUCUUUCUUCUGCCGCCUCCACCGCCAUUGAAGCUUCGCCUUCGACGGCUAGAGGAUGAUAAGGUUUUAGGUAUCCAACUGGUAGAGCAUGUUGACCAAAUGCAUGGGACCCAGACAAUUGUUGAUGAGAAAGAGCUUGGUUUAAUGAAUAUCCUGCAUGGAAGGAACCUAUGUCGACACUUUGACACCAUCAUUCCCAAGCAUACAUAUAGAGAAGCCAACAAAUGUGCUGAUCACCUCGCCAAUCUUGGUGCGGAGCUCCCUGAUCGGCUCGUUUCCUUUUCACGUCCACCUACUUCCAUAAGACAGCUUCUUUUUGAGGAUACUACGGGGCUUUCGACCCCACGUUCUGUAAACACUUUGCGUACAACUGACCUAAUUUUGAGAACACCUGGAUGAGCAGCUAUAUCUUAUCAGAUUUGUUAAUAUAUUGUUAGGGAACUGAUGCAAUCGAAGCCGUAUUCUUGGACAAUAUGGAUACCCUGCAACUUUCUGAUGGGAGGUUAUUCUUGAUGAGGCCACGUUUGGGAAAGAUAUAUUUGAACCCUAAAGCGUUUAAGAAGAUGAAGAGACUCCGAAUACUUAUCGUAACUGAGGGGGAUUUCUCUUGCAGCCCGGAUCACCUCCCCAGUGAGUUAAGAUGGCUCGAAUGGCAUCGUUAUCCCUCAUCUUCCUUGCCAUCCAACUUUUCACCAAGUAACCUUGUGGCGCUCAUAUUACCCUGCAGCGGCAUCACGAAAUUAUGGGAUGGUUAUAAGAUGGGUUCAAACCUAACUACCAUCAAUAUAAGCAGAUGCUCAUCCUUAUGUGAAGUUCCUGAUUUCUCAGGAAUGCCGAAAUUUAAGGAAUUGAUUGCACAUCGCUGCACAAGUCUAGUCAAGGUUCAUAAAUCUAUUGGAUACCUGGCAAAGCUUGUCCAUUUAAACUUCCAGGACUGCUCUAACCUUGCGGAGCUUCGGAACAAACUUAGACUGCCAUCGCUGCGACAACUUGUCCUAAGUGGAUGCGAAAGGCUCGACAAGUUUCCAGAUAUUUUGGGAAGGAUGGAACACAUAGAAGCUAUAGAUUUAAGUUGGACUUCAGUAAAGCAAUUACCUCCAUCAAUUAAGAGCCUCACGGAGGUCCAAUCUUUGUGCUUUGCAUUCUGCAGAAAUCUCGAAGCUCUUCCAACCAGCAUUUACCAUUUCCAGAAUCUUAAGCACCUUAAUAUUAGUCACUGCAAAAGGCAUAUUGGCUUUCUGGGGAAGGGAGAAAACAGAAGCCAACAGAAGCCAGGUUUAAACUCUCAUGAAACUCCUAUCUACUUUCCCAACACGGUUCAAUUAGAUUUGUCAGAGAACAGUCUUACUGCUCUUUUGCCAUGCAUUAGUAAAUUUUGUGAUCUGAAGACCCCUUUCUCGGACAAGUCCAAGCAACUUAAAGAUAUCCCAGAGCUUCCACCGAAUUUGACGUAUUUAAGUGGAAAAGAUUGUGAGUCCUUGGAGAUGGUUCAAACUGUGAGCCUGCAAGUGGCAAGGACAAUCAAAAUCAACUUCUCUAACUCCCACAAGUUGGGCCAGAUCAAGUUGCAAGUAUGUUGCUGUCGGAUUGGCAAAGGCCCAUCAAAUCAGGAUGAGGUUGUAUCCUUAGGUCAGGUUAUCCUCUCUCAACAUACUUUUACUACGUGCAUAUGCGUAGGGUCAUCAACACACAUGAAAACUCUUUCUUCUGUAAUAACAGCACCAGGUUGCCUAUACUCGAAUCCAAUAAGAACUCGACCCAAAAGUGCUUCUUUGUAGUUAGCAAUCUGUCUUGCAUCAUCUUUGUCGAGUUUCUAUGGACGGGUCGGUGCUCGUGUAUCUUUCUAGUGUUUAUUGAGAAUAGUUUCUCACGCAGAAGUACCGUUGGGACUAUCAGUUUCGGGCCUUAAUCCCUGGAGGUAACAUCCCAUGCCAGUUUUACGAUCAAAGUAGCAUAGGCGGGAAUCCCUUGUGCUUCAGGAUCUAUUCGAGAGUGCGUGAAAAAUUAGGCGGGCUGUCUCUCUCUGCUGCUUUCUGUUUGGAAAGGCAACAGACAUGGAUCUACUGGUCUCUGUCCAUAAACGGUCACACAUAAGACUCCCUGCAAUAUAUGUUGCUCAUCUGCAAUCAGAUCAUGUCUGGAUGGGUUACCUUCCCUUUACAAAGCGUGUGAAGGAAAAGAUGCAAGAUGGUUCUAAUUAUUUGGUAGUAUCACUCCAGUGGGUUGGUAUAUGUCCAGAAUGAAGGUGACAAGCUGUAGUAUCACUCCAGGGCUAUCAGGUUUCUUUGUCCGGCAAGGCCAAUGAUUGUUCAUGAAGACAACACUAGCAUCCCGGUUGCCGGUGACUUGCAGCUCAGUGAGGGGCCACAAGUAACAUAGGGAGAAAGUAAUGCUUUAGCAGGAGGGCUCUCUUCAAUUACCCAACCAUUGCCUGAAAAGCAGAAGCUGCGUGGGAAAAGACAACUUGGAGCUCGUUCUGGACUGGGCCUCAUGUUAAGACCUUUCAAGAUAAGAAGAAUAAGAAGAUGAAGGGGCGGUGUUGCAAAUCCGGGGAUCGGACCAUCCGAUUACAAUCAACAAAUAUGUCAUGUAUAUCGGUGUUGUUAUCUUCCUCCUUUGAUGUUAUGACUGCAGUGAAUUGGCAAGAAAUAUAAGAAUGGAUCUCAUUGGAAAGUGUCCCAUAUCAGUACCUGAAAUUAUCGUUUACCCGAGAGAGAUUAAUGAAUUUUGAAAUCGUUAAAACGA
Molecule: messenger RNA, 2815 nt
Organism: Punica granatum (pomegranate)
Lineage: Eukaryota; Viridiplantae; Streptophyta; Magnoliopsida; Myrtales; Lythraceae
Source: RefSeq, a predicted model, not a curated record